Messenger RNA from Photinus pyralis (common eastern firefly), 1484 nucleotides. RefSeq names its product acyl-CoA Delta(11) desaturase-like. The transcript is spliced from 5 exons. The record is from RefSeq and is a predicted model, not a curated record. Gene Ontology annotation, molecular function: iron ion binding; stearoyl-CoA 9-desaturase activity. The coding region runs from base 163 to 1233 and encodes 356 amino acids. Gene Ontology annotation, cellular component: endoplasmic reticulum membrane. NCBI's taxonomy places the organism in Eukaryota, Metazoa, Arthropoda, Insecta, Coleoptera, Lampyridae. Gene Ontology annotation, biological process: unsaturated fatty acid biosynthetic process.
AAAACUAAACAUUAAUAGAUGUAGAUAUAGCAUAAGAGAACUUGCUCUAUGAUUUAGAUUAGUGUAGUUGAAGAAUUUGACUGCUUUGAUAAAAUUACAUGUAAAUUAGUGCUAGUUAGCCAUUACGUGACGUUCAAAUAGAACAGGAUUAAAUUAAGAAAUAUGUCCACUAAUAUUGUAACCUCACACUUGGAGACUGAUGUAACGGCAGAGGGCAAAGAAGGUCCCAUUUCCAAAUCAACUUACAAAUGGAAACUCGUAUGGUCACACGUAUUCAUUAUGGUAUUCAUAUAUGCUGGUGGGUUAUAUGGAUUGUAUCUAUUUCUUUUUUAUUGUUCAUGGAAAACGUGCCUCUGGACCUACAUAUAUGGAACCAUAUCCCUUCAAGGUGUUACAGCAGGAACACAUCGAUUGUGGUCGCAUAGAUCGUAUAAAGCAAAGUUGCCAUUAAGGAUAAUUUUAAUGAUCUGUCAAUCGAUCGCAUUCCAAGGUCACAUUUACAGUUGGGCAAGAAAUCAUAGAGCACAUCAUAAAUUCUCAGAUACGGAUGCCGAUCCUCACAACGCGAAGCGUGGUUUCUUUUUUUCUCACGUUGGAUGGCUGCUGGUCGUCAAACAUGAAGAUUUUAUAAACAAAAGAAAGACAAUAUUUGUGGAUGAUUUAGAGUCGGACGCAGUUGUUCAAUUCCAAAGAAAGCACUAUUUCUUUUUGGUCAUCCUUCUAUGUUACAUAAUACCGACUAUUGUACCUUGGUAUUUCUGGAACGAAUCGCUUUCUAUAUCAUGGUACACAGCAGCGAUGUUCAGACACUGCGUUUCCCUAAACGCCAUAUACUGUGUGAAUAGCAUUGCACAUCUGUUUGGUACAAAACCGUACGACAAGAAAAUAGGUGCUGUUGAAAAUUCCCUUAUAUCAGUGGUCACGAAUGGAGAAGGAUGGCAUAAUUACCAUCACGUAUUUCCGUGGGAUUAUAAAACAUCCGAGUUCGGAAAUUCUCGCCUCAACCAAACUACAAUGUUUAUCAACUUUUUUGCGAAAAUUGGAUGGGCUUACGAUCUAAAAACGGUGGCGAAGGAACUAAUUGAAAGAAAAGCAAUACGGAGCGGCGAUGGAUCUAAAUUUAAUUUUGAGAAUCAACACAAUAGUAAGGCUGUUUGGGGCUGGGGAGAUUCCGAAAUGAAAACCGAAGACAUUGAGGAAGUAAAAAAGUACAAUAAAUUAAUAGAGUUUUAACACUAUCUUAUCAUUUAUUAUUUUUCUUUGUUUUUAAUUUUAGUUAUAACUGUUAAAUAAUGUUUGUUCGCUAAAUUACCAAAAGUAAAAGGUCUUUCUGUAAAUUCAUGCGGCACUCGAGAAAAAUUCGCGCUAAGAACAACGGAGUAGUAUUUCCAUAUUUCCCUACGUAUGUAAUACCACAGAUCACGGUAUAUCUGUGGUAAUACGAUACCUCAUGAAUUUACAAAACGGUUAACUACACUAACAAA